CUUUCAGCCACCGCCCCGCGCAUAUUGUUGAAACGCCGCCCUCCAUUCCUAGACACGCAAGGAAGGAAGGAGGGAGGGACACGAGCGCCUUGAGUGACGCGCAGCGAGUUCCGCGCUCGCGCCCAGCGCCAGGUGUCCGGUUUCAGGAAGGCGCAGGUGUGUCCCCGCCAUACUGGAAUAUCCACUCGGUCGGAAUAAAUAACCACCCCGAGCAGCUCGGACGCACUUUAACAAACAGGUUGUUUUCUUUAUCUCCGUAAUACACACACCAUGAGUAAAAUUUCCAAAAUGUUCAAAGGGAGCUCCAGCUCCUCCAAGUCGAAGCACCACGGGGGGCCCUCUCCGCAGGAGGCCAUCCACAGGCUGCGCGAGACCGAGGAGAUGCUGACCAAGAAGCAGGAGUACCUGGAGAAGAAAAUCGAGCAGGAGAUCGCCAUCGCCAAGAAGAACGGCACCAAGAACAAGAGAGCUGCCCUGCAGGCCCUGAAGAGGAAGAAGCGCUACGAGCAACAGCUGACGCAGAUCGAUGGCACGCUCUCCACCAUCGAGUUCCAACGGGAGGCGCUGGAGAACGCCAGCACCAACACGGAGGUCCUCAAGAACAUGGGUUUUGCUGCCAAGGCCAUCAAGGGCGUGCAUCAGAACAUAGAUCUGGAUAAGAUCGACGACCUGAUGCAAGAUAUUACCGAUCAGCAGGAGGUGGCGCAGGAGAUCUCGGACGCCAUCUCUCGGCCCUUCGGACAGGAGUUCGAUGAGGACGAGCUGCUUGCUGAGCUGGAGGAGCUGCAGCAGGAGGAGCUGGAGGAGAGCACGAAGAACAUGGGCAAGCUGCCCAGCGUGCCCAGCACGGCCCUGCCGUCGCGGCCAAAGCAGCGGGAUGCUCCCAGGAAGAAGGUGGAGGAGGAUGAUGACAUGAACACGUUGGCAGCUUGGGCAACAUAAUUUUCUGCUGUAUCUACCGGUAUCACACACACACACACACACACACCCUCCAUAUUGUACCACACACUGAUGGUUUGUGUCCUUUUAGAAGUACGGAGUCAUCAUAAAACUUGAACACUCACAUUCAACUUGUCAGCAUCGUCAGCUCUGACACUUUUUCUGAUGUUUGAGUUGUUUUAACUGCCCUGUUUUCUGUGCGUCAUUAUUUUUCUAAUUAGUGUCCGUUGAAGCAAGUUCUGCGCGGGGUGUUUGAUUACCGCCGCUAAAUGAAGUACAGGCAGUCCUCGGAUUGCAAACGAGUGGGUCUCCGGUGGGUCUGGGGUUCAAGCCCCGCUU
Messenger RNA from Scleropages formosus (Asian bonytongue), 1278 nucleotides. It is a transcript of the gene chmp4c, whose product is annotated as charged multivesicular body protein 4C. Gene Ontology annotation, cellular component: cytoplasmic side of plasma membrane; multivesicular body; ESCRT III complex. Gene Ontology annotation, biological process: vesicle budding from membrane; late endosome to vacuole transport via multivesicular body sorting pathway. NCBI's taxonomy places the organism in Eukaryota, Metazoa, Chordata, Actinopteri, Osteoglossiformes, Osteoglossidae. Bases 271 to 942 code for a protein of 223 amino acids. The transcript has 5 exons. The record is from RefSeq and is a predicted model, not a curated record.